CCAGAGUUGACCCAGAAAAGUAACUCCGGUGACGGUGACACGUACUAGAAACUCAUCUCGCUCGCUCCACAGUGCACUAAUUCGAUGAAAUACAUGUAUCUGGAGCAUCGCCUUUGGAAGUAAAGACGGAAAUCCAAUACCAGAAGCAGAACUCAAUAGAACUUCAGGGCAAGGACAAUUAGCUGGUAAGCGUUGUCUAGUGAAGGGGACAGUCAUUGCAGAGAGAGAGAUUGGAAUUGAAUUAAAGAGAGAGAGAGAGAGACCGUGUCAUAUUGCUGAGCGAAGGGUGACAGAGAAGCCAUGGCAGACCACAUGAUGAUGCCCAUGUCCCACGGCCCUGCAACGGCCCUCCACGGCUACAGGAUGGGGGGUAUGGGCGGCCCUCCUCAGCAAUCCGUGCCCCAGCCUGGCCUCCGCACUCUCCCCAACGGCCAGGUCAUGCACUACGGCAGGGUGCCGCAGACCUCCAUGGAGGCCGCCAUGAGGCAGCGACCCGGACUGGGGAUGGUGGGGCCGGCUGGGAUGAACGGUCAGGUGAACAGCCAGGUCAAUGGGGCUCAGAUGGGAGGACACCACCACCAGAUGAACCAGAUGAUGUAUAACCAACAACAACAGCAUCAACAACAACAGCAACAUCAACAACAACAGCAGCAGCACCACAUGCAACAGCCCCAGCACCCCCAGCAACAGUACCACCCCAGUGGGCUCACCUCCCAGCAGCUCAUGGCCUCCAUGCACCUCCAGAAACUCAACACCCAAUACCACGGACAUCCACUGGGGCCGGUCCAGGGCCAUCACAUGGCCAACGGGGCUCAGUACAGAGUAGGGCCGGGUCAGCUGGCCAGCAUGCAGCACAUGGGUCAGGGUGGGCCAGGUAUGGUGCUGGGACAGAAUAUGGACAUAGACCUCAUAGAUGAGGAGGUUCUGACAGCGCUGGUGUUGGAGCUGGGUCUGGACCGGGUUCAGGAGCUCCCAGAACUGUUCCUGUGUCAGAACGAGUUUGACUUCAUUCCUGACUUUGUUUCUAUGAAACAGCAGCCGAGCACCGUGAGCUGCUGAGAGAUACACAACAGCCAGAUGAAGAAAGACGCUGUAAAAACAGGCCGGCGCCCAGAGAAAGACUGAACCACAAACUAGACUAGCUACAGCAGCACAUACAAGAGGAGACAGACUCUCUCUCUGUUCUAUCUGUGUGAGUUUAGGCUAUCUGUCUGUGACCAUGUAUAUUAGGCCUACAGAACACACCUGUGAAUAGUAGGCCUACCUGUUUUUAAGAUUUAAUUGUAAGGACAGAAAGAGAGGAGAAAAAACAAAAGCUUGCUCUGCAUCAGGCUGGCAUGAGAUCUGAGCUCAGUCAGCCCAGCCACAGGUUGGCGCUCUCUCUGACGCAGUGGCCUCUGUCUAGUCUGUACUGCCUUCCAUCCUGCCUCUCGGCUGCCACCCAUGUCAUAGUGUCACUGUGUGUGCUGAGGUCUGUGGGAUGAUUGUAGACUCAUUCAGCAGGAUGGGAAGACGAGACAAACAAGCUGAGACAAUACAAAGAAAGACUAUCUUGCUUCACCUGGGACUACUAGAUUCGAUCUAUGGCUUAUAGAAAUGUAUUUAUUUAUGAAUUCACCCCACCAAGUAGUUAGCGGACAUUUGACAAAUUGAGUUGUUAAAGAAGUUGGUGGUCUGAUUAUGAAUUAGAUUGUUGGGGAAAGAGUUGUUCAAAAAAAGAUGCCUAACUAUAUUGUGUGUAUGUUGAAGGCUGGUACUUCAAAACAGGCUUGGAGGAUUUCUUCCUCGUUACCUUAACAUUUCCUUUAGUAAGAGCCUGGGGUUAUUUUUUUGGGGGGUGGAUGGGGUUAGUCUCUGAUUGGUUGGGAGUUAACUGUGUUAGCCUGGGGAUCUGGUUCCUCUUCCUAACAUCAUCUGAUGACAUCAUCAGAACAUUCUAUUUAUCAUUAGGCUGCAGUUAUACGAAGCAAUUUUCAUGUAACUUUGGAAGCAUGCAACUGACUUGCUUCUUUAUCGCUUCGUGAAACACCCCCUGCAAUUAACAAGCAACUCAGUUGUAUCCAGUUGCAACGUUUCAACUUUUUCUACUUGUUGAAAUCUAAUCUCUACUAUGAAAUCAAGAUGUAAUGCAGCAGCUGACAUUGGGUGAGUUUAGAAUUCUCAAACCAUAUUGAAUGACAAAACAAAAGCAGCUUCAAUUUGAUUGGCAUUUGCAUACAAUUUAAAUUGCAUUUAAGUUGCUUUGUGUAUCAGCCAAGUUGCUUGAAAUGAUGUCUCUUGCAACCUGCAACUGCAAAUAAAGUUGUGUGAAAGUUGCUUGGUGUAUCUCCACCUUAAAAACGUAUGUUUCCUUGAAUAUUACAUGUCCUCAGUUUAAUCACUGGCAAAGUAGUGCAGCACAUACACAGUAACAUCUCUAUAGUAAGAUAAAUACAAACACACCAUGCCUGUCUUAAAAUACUGCUCUGAACACUAAGGGUCAGCUUCUAGUCAAACAGCUAGAUGCUCUGUUUCAGUAGAGUCUUAAUGACUACUUUAUAUUGUAUCUCUACUGGUGGGCCGAGGGAAUACACUGGAUAGUAUUUAAGGAGCAACACACAUAACAUAGCGGUGGACUAUUUUCUGUACAUGUCUGUGACUGGCACAGAAAGAAAGGCAGGGGGAAACCAGUACCUCUCAGUCGCAGGUCAUUCCCUGGGUCAUAGAGCUCACUUUAGACUUUUAACAACAUUUUGACCGUUAAAAGACAUAAACACAAAGUGUUAGACUGUGAGAAGUACAUUCAUCUCGCGCUGUAGCUGGGGGGAAUCCUAACCUCCACUGAAUAUUUACUUAGUCAUGCAUUGAUGUCAAUGGGACACCAAGUGAACAUUUGAUUUAAGUAGAAGUUAGGAUUUGCCCAUCUGUGCGUGAACAUCUUGUGUGUGCAGCUUGCAAGGUUCUUCUUUAAUGGGAAGUGACUUGAGUUUGGUCCUCAGACUUAAGCUUGGCCAAUGUGCUGACUGGGUAUGAAGACCUGGACAGUGGAGGCUGCUUCAACUGCCUUGAACUGUGGACAACGUUCAUUAGUCCAGUCUGUGGACACAGCAUAGUGCUAGGCACUACUCCGGCAGUACUUGGUUGGUUUAAUCGUUGUUUAAAGCUGCCUCUCUUUACCUGUGGCAUUGAUUUCAUUACUGAAGUGGGCCAAACCCAACAGGGCAGAGCAACACAGACAUGCACGCACUCACUCACAGGUUGGUUGCGGUUUCCAUAGAUUUGCUUACUCGGCUGGUUCUCCUGUUUAGAUUUAAUGACCAGUUCACACACGCUUGUCUUAAUUGAGGUCAUCCAGCAUGACAGCCCCAAUGACUUGGUAAUUAGAAAACUUGGCACCUAAAAGUAGUGUGCUCUAUAUAGGGAAUAAGGUGCCAUUUUGGACACACCCAUGGUAAUUAGAAAACGUUUUUUUUCUGUGGUGGUGCAGUGUUCUUUCCCCCUGGCCCCUGUGCAUAAUGAUGUUUUUGCAAGGUUACUGCUCCAGUGACUAGUACGAGAACUUCCUGUCCUUUUCUGUUGUUGAGUUAUUUGUGGAGAUGUCAGAACAGAGAGGUUGGAGGAGCAGUGAGGGGUUGAAGAGAGGAUUGGGGGAAGGGGAAAGCUUCCCUCUGUAAUGCACGAGUUGUAGUAAUAUGUUCCAAUACUAGAGCUACACUCACUGGUCUCUCAGCUAUUUUCUAGCCUGGAAUCCAAAGGGAAUAUCGCUGUAUUUCACAAUUGUUUCACUUCACUGAAUCAGUUAAAUAAAAUGCAUAUAUUCCGUUUAUAUUCCUGGCUACUCUGAACCCCCUCUCUCUCCUGGAGAUCUGCCAUAUUGCUGAGCUCUGAGCACAAACAAACAAUUGACAACAGAAAUUACACUCAUCGUGGCAAAGGCCAACCAUGGACAUGCACUGGGGCCGAUCCAGGGCCAACACCUGGCCAACGGGGCCCAGUACAGAGUAGGGCCGGGUCAACUGGCCAGCAUGCAGCACACGGGUCAGGGUGGGCCAGGUAUGGUGCUGGGACAGAAUAUGGACAUAAUUACCAUAUCUAGUAAUUUCCUGUGGUCGGUUUAUCUGUUACCAGGCUAUUUAUGGCUUAGUUGGUCUUAUAUCUGUCUAGAUCUGGGACGGGGCUUUUUUUAGGGCAGGUUCACAACCCCUCAUGAAAAAGUAAUCCAUUACAAUCUGAAAAUAACAUAUUUUUGUUUGUCUUUUAAGCCUUAGAGGGAUAGUAGCCUCUCAAAGUCAUUUGAUCACAACUAUAUCAAUAAUAUUUCAGCCUUCUUGUGUAUGGUGUCUAUGUACUGUAGAAUAGAGGUAAAGUUGACAUAAUUAAGGUACGAUUCAAAAAUCAUUGUCAGAUAUAAAUGUUAUUAAAGGCUGAUGUUGAUGUGUUUAAUGACAAGAGAUGAGGGUUUAUCAUCCAUUUGACAAACAGGAGUGUUGAUAUAAAUAGUUUGCCUGGUAAAACCAGACUGAAUGCUGGGCUUACCAUUAAGUGCAGCAUUCAGUCUGGUUUACCCAGGCUAACAAACAGUCACAUUAUAAUAAGGACAGGCCUGAAGCUUUAAGACCUAGUAGACUGCAUGUGAACAUUGUGAAAAGAGAUGUGAUGUCACCACUUUUCCACACAUCCGCUGAGAAUGUACAGCAGAACGGAGUGCAAUGUGGAAGCUGGAGUCUUAAGAUGGUGGAUACAUUUGUGAGAUUGUAUUGUAAAAUCCUUGUUCCAAAUUACUCCACUUCAUUUAGGGGUAACCCCCCACCUCCCAACCCCCAAAGGCUUUUUUAAUGUUAUUGAUUAUAUUUUAAGAAAAUGUAUUUAUUUUCAACAACAAUAAAAUAUUUAUUUAAAGAACUA
Messenger RNA from Oncorhynchus masou masou (cherry salmon), 4884 nucleotides. Its product is annotated as cbp/p300-interacting transactivator 3-like. Gene Ontology annotation, biological process: regulation of DNA-templated transcription. The transcript has 2 exons. The record is from RefSeq and is a predicted model, not a curated record. Lineage: Eukaryota; Metazoa; Chordata; Actinopteri; Salmoniformes; Salmonidae. Gene Ontology annotation, molecular function: transcription coactivator activity. Bases 301 to 1059 code for a protein of 252 amino acids. Gene Ontology annotation, cellular component: nucleus.